UUCAACGGGUUUAAUGUUCUCUAAAGGUAUUUGAAAUUUAAGACGUUCAACAAUCUUUUCGAUUUAAAUAUUCCACACAAAUUUGAUUUUAAUUGUUAAGUUAUUCCAUUUUUUCGGAAUAUAAAAGAGAACAGCUACCAACUCAACACUUUAUUGAAAUAUGUUCUGUUUAUAAUGAUCAAAUGGCUUAAAUAAAAAACAUGGCUCGUUUGAUUAUGUACAAUACAUUAUCGAAAGUGUUUAUAUGCUGGAGCAUUGCAAUUCUUUCUACCCAGCUCAACAAUGAAUAUGUUUGUUCGGAACACAUUUCCUCAUCAUUAAAAGUGAAUCACUCAAGCUGCGAAGGUAGACCUAAUGUCUCCCAAUGGAAUAAGGACAAUUUUCCGAAUCCGCAAACUGAUACAAAAUUGGACUACUGUGGACGGAACUGUAAAUCCUCAUGGAUUUGUGAUCCUGAUCAUAUACUAAGUCAAGAGGAAGCUGAUAGCAUAGAUAAUACCAUAAAUAAAACUGCACAGGACUUAUUCCGUAACUGUUCCAGUUGUCCAAAUGGCCAAGGUUUUUACAGUAUAUCCAUAGGAGUAGUUAGACAGAUAGGAAAUGAUAAUAUGAACCUUUCCGAUAUAGAUGAAUUAGGCUCAGAGUUUUCAGACCAUCUGAGGUUACAGAAAUGGAAAUUCAGCCCAUGUGAUAGUGACGUGGUUAUUGUGUUAUCACAGAAGGACAGGCUGAUAUGGCUUUCAAUUGGAAGUAUGGUAACACAAAAUCUUUCAAGCUCUUUCUUGGACAGAAUACGAAAUGAAACCUCUAAUAUGUUGAAGUCUGGAUUGUAUGGUGAAGCCUUAUUUCAUGUUGUGAAGGAAUUAGGGGAACUGUUCUCUAAUGGUGGUCGAACUUUAUCAUAUAAGUGGCAUACACAAGAAGCACAAGGACUGCCAUCCGAAGCUUUAAUAGCAGGAAUCGUUGUAUUCAUUGUCAUAUUUGUUUAUGCAGCUUUCAUGAUACGUAAAGAUUUAAAGAAAACCUACGAAAAAGAAAACCCAUCUCAUCGACAAAAGAAACGCAAAGUCUAUCUCAAAAGUCGGAAAGAGAGAAACUUAUCUCGUUUGGCAGUGGAAAGGGAAAGGUUGACUAAAAUAGACACAGAAGAGACAACGGAGGUCAGCUCAGAGCAACGCCCUGCUGAUAACCAUAGUAUUAAUAUGUCAGAAAGAGCGGAGUUCAGCAUAGAGCAGCACUCUAAUAACCCUUGUAUUACCAUUACAGUUACAAAUGUCGAUGGAAGUUGCAAGGAUUUUGAUGAGCAUGCUUUAUAGGUGAAACGAGAGAGAGAGAGAGAGAGAGAGAGAGAGAGAGAGAGAGUUUUAAAUUAUCAAUCUGAACUUAAAAGUAGUAAAAAGACAUCGUUGUCAUAAAUAUAUAUAUAAAAAAGAAACAAUAUAAUGAUAAGUCGCCAGCUUAAAGGUUAAGGAACCAAAAACAAAUAUUAGCUUAAAGAUAUUUACAUGUAAAUUCUGAAUUCAAGAUCAAUCAAAUAGUCUCUGUGUCCUCGUUUCCUUGUGAACUCUUUAUUCUCUAUGUACAAUACCUCCGUUUGUACAAGACAGUGGCGGAUUAAAAAAAAAAUCAUUUUAUGGUUUAAAUAGCCAAAAACAAAAGAUCGCAUCGCUACGCUCGGCGGUAUUUUUGACAAUAUCGCCAUUCCUCUUUCCCUGGAUCCGCCUAUGAUAGAUUAAAUGUUCUUGUUUUAUUGAUAUAUCCCGGCUGUCUUUUUAUUUGGCCGCUUACUAGUCUUUUUUCUGAUUGCUUCAGCAGUGUUUAAAACUGAGUGUUGCUAUUUCAUUCAAAUGGAAUCCGAAUUAACAGAAACUUAUUUUACAGAUAUGAUUUUUCAGUCAUUAGAUGCAUAAAAUAAGUACGAACGUUCAUUGGAAAAGAAUGAACAUACUCUAUUAGUUUAUUCAUCCAUCAUACAACUUCCCUAUAUGCAAAGCAACGAAAAAGCGCAUUUGGUGCUGUUCUUCGUCUAAAAAUGUGUUCUCCCCCCACAGGUUGACAUAUGAACCAUACAAAUGGAUAAGAAACUUUAAUGGCAUAUCUUCAUUUUCAGAAUGGAAUCUUCCAUUUCCCAUAAAUCAGAGGUCUUCGUUAUAUAAGUCAAGACAUUGCUAACAAUUAAUUGGAAUGUAUAUUAUAUACGGUAAUUAUUAAUGUAGUGAUGAUAUAAUUUUAGUAAAUUAGAGAAUAUUCAAACAACAGUAUAUUUUUAUAAACAUGUACAUAUGUCUCAAGUACAGUACAAAACAAUGUACAAUCAUCAUUAAAGGAUUUAUGCAAAUCAAUUCAAGUAUCAAAUAAUAAUAUAAAAUAACUAG
Mytilus californianus (California mussel) is the source of this 2375-nucleotide messenger RNA. RefSeq lists its product as uncharacterized. Bases 201 to 1316 code for a protein of 371 amino acids. Gene Ontology annotation, cellular component: acetylcholine-gated channel complex. The record is from RefSeq and is a predicted model, not a curated record. NCBI's taxonomy places the organism in Eukaryota, Metazoa, Mollusca, Bivalvia, Mytilida, Mytilidae. The transcript has 5 exons.